Molecule: messenger RNA, 2423 nt
Organism: Staurois parvus
Lineage: Eukaryota; Metazoa; Chordata; Amphibia; Anura; Ranidae
Source: the annotation of a GenBank genome assembly
AUGUGUUCUAGGCAUGCAGACUGUACUGCUUCAGCUGUCAGUAUUGCUGAACCAACAGUUUGCACAGCUGGAGGAAGUUGGGCCAGUGUUGCCUCCCAAGCUACUCAGAAAAAGCCUUGGAAUGAGAAAAGUCAGGUUUUCUGUAGAGGUGGAAGACAGGCUGAACUCCGAAAUAAUGCACAGCUUGGGUAUCGUUUGAGAGGACAGAGCACAUCAUCAGAAAGGAGACAAAAUAUUCAAAGAAAGCAAGACAGUAAAGCAGGGACCACAGCACAGAUAAACAGACCUGACCAGAGUCCUGAACAGCUGUAUUUUGAGGAUGAAGAUGAAUUUCCAGAAUUGAACAGCAGCAAUGGGAGUUCUAGAAAUGAGAGCACACAGCCAAAGAUGAACACAAAAGUGUUGGAUGGUUUACCUGAAAAUUCUCCAAUUAGCAUUGUUCAGACCCCAAUCCCUAUCACAACAUCUGUACCAAAACGAGCUAAGAGUCAGAAGAAGAAAGCACUUGCUGCUGCAUUGGCCACUGCCCAGGAGUAUUCCGAGAUUAGCAUGGAACAGAAAAAACUUCAGGAAGCUCUAUCUAAAGCAUCUGGAAAGAAGAGCAAGACUCCAGUACAGUUAGACCUUGGAGAUAUGUUGGCAGAACUGGAGAGGCAGCAACAAGCAAUGAAGGCUCGUCAGAUAACGAAUACCAGACCUUUAUCAUACACUGUUGGCAGUGCUGUUCCCUUUCACACCAAAGAACACACAAACAGGAAUGUGUUUACAAAGGCCCAGACGUUCAUGGGUUCUCCAAAUCCUUUGGACUCCACUGCUCCAAGGAUCAAAAGAGGAAAAGAAAAAGAAGUUCCAAAAUUAAAACGUCCAACUGCUCUGAAAAAGAUUAUCCUAAAAGAAAGAGAAGAAAAGAAAGGACGUAUACCUGUGGAUCCAAGUGUUUUGGGUUCAGAGGAACAAAAGGAUGUUCCUUUAAGCUUUACUGAUGAUCAGUCAGAAGAGCUGGCAUCUCAAGAAGAUGCAGGUCUCAGUGCACCAAGUGACACCUCUCUCUCGCCUGCAAGUCAGAACUCCCCCUACUGUAUGACCCCUGUAUCACAGGGCUCUCCAGCAAGUUCCGGGAUCGGCAGCCCCAUGGCUUCCUCAGCCAUCACCAAAAUCCACAGCAAGAGGUUUAGAGAGUAUUGCAAUCAGGUGCUAAGUAAGGAAAUUGAUGAAUGUGUAACUGUUUUACUGCAAGAACUGGUCAGCUUUCAAGAGAGAGUGUACCAAAAGGACCCAGUGAAAGCCAAGUCAAAGAGAAGAUUAGUUAUGGGUUUACGAGAAGUAACCAAGCACAUGAAACUAAACAAGAUCAAGUGUGUUAUUAUUUCACCAAACUGUGAGAAAAUUCAGUCAAAAGGUGGAUUGGAUGAGGCCCUCUAUAAUGUAUCGCUAUGGCCAGAGAGCAAGAAAUUCCCUUUGUUUUUGCUCUGGGAAGGAAAGCACUGGGUCGCUGUGUAAACAAAUUGGUACCUGUCAGUGUUGUUGGCAUUUUCAGCUACUCUGGCGCAGAGAGCUUAUUUAAUAACCUGGUGUCCCUGACGGAAGAGGCCAGAAAGGCGUACAAAGAUAUGGUGUCCUCGAUGGAGCAGGAACAGGCUGAGGAGGCUCUAAAGAAUGUUAAAAAAGUCCCCCACCACAUGGGUCAUUCUCGUAACCCCUCUGCAGCCAGUGCAAUUUCAUUCUGCAGCGUCAUCUCUGAGCCUAUAUCGGAAGUCAAUGAGAAGGAUUAUGAAACAAAUUGGAGAAAUAUGGUAGAAACAUCUGAUGGACAUGAAGCAUCGGAAAAUGAAGACUGUUCAGUGAGGACAGUGGAUUCAGAACAAACCAUUAACAUCCAAUCUGAUAGUAAAGCCAGCAUGCAUAAACAAACACCAGUGAACCCUCCUGGUGUUACUACCUCAGGCAGUAAACCUUGCAAGUUGACUCCAGUCGAAAAAGAAGAGGUGAAACCAGAUGACAAUCUGGAAUGGGCAUCCCAGCAGAGUACUGAAACUGGAUCAUGGGAUGGAAGCGGGAGAGACGUCCUCAACUCCUCCAUGACAAGUACUACUAGCACUCUGGUACCAGAAAUGCUGGAAGAAGAUGAUGAUGAGGAAGAAGAGGAUGAGUAUCACCAGGAACCUAUUUCAGUAAGCAGAAUAGAGUCCUGGGUUUCAGAGACCCAGAGGACUAUGGAGACACUUCAGCUUGUGAAUAGCCCUGAAGAGGAUAAUAUGGAGCAUAGUGAAGAUGACGAUGAUGAUGCAGAGCCCUCUGAACAUGUAGACCCAGUUGUUGAAUGCAAGGAACGGACAGCGGAAAAGCUUCCCAGGAAUGGAUCGCAACCACAAAGUGCUGGGAGGGGGUUAUUAAAAGAGAGCUCUAAUUCUAAUUUUGUUUAG